UAAAGUAUGAAAUGUUAAUCAAACACAGCGAUUAUUCUCUCGAUCCAAAAUAAAAGUCUGUCCGAGUGAUGAAACGGAAGAAAGCAAAACAGAAUAAACAAAAAUGGAAGAUUUUGAGAAGAAAGUAAAAAUAACUGAAUCAAUGGAGAUUGAAGCAACAGCAGACGAAGAAGCAAACAACAAGUCCUCGAAAACCCUCAUUCUGCUCCGCAGAUUCCUCGCUGUUCAGCAGCGUAGAGCCCAAGCUUAUGCCAAGCUUAAACGGGGCUUUUCUGAGUAUAUGGUUUCAGGAGGGGAAUUAGCUUACCAACAACUUUGCAGUGAAAUUACAGCGGAGUUCAAUGACUGCUCUAAACAAGUACUUGAAAUGGAGUCUCUGUUUCGGAAUCCUGACUUUUGCCUAGUUGAUCUAGCCCAGCUGCUCAGGGCUGUCCAAACGCAGGAAAAGCAAAAACUAAAUCUGACGGCAACGAUUCAGGUACUGAAGAAGGCUGGUCGUCCAUCAGAACGUGUUGUGAGCCAUGAGAACUGUCGAUUUAUGUCUCCGACAGAGCAUGAAUGUGUGCAUGUCCAUGAAAUAACAGAAGCAGCUGGAACUGAAGAAGCAGAAGCAGAUGCUGAGUAUGAUAAUGCUCUCAAUGAAGCCAUUAGAGGUGUUCAGGAUGCUGUGACUACCAUAAAUGAACAUUUAGAGGAAGUAAGAUAUGAAAUUGCGGCACUUGAAGCUGAGUGACUUAAUAUAAUAUUCUUGGCCAGGUCUGAAAAAUCUGGUAAGCAAAGGCUUCAGAAGAAAAUGACCAAAACAUUAAAAAGAAAAAAAAUGAUCAGAUAUGCUGUAUUAUAAAUUGCUUGGCACAUUGGUUUUCAUUCAAAAUUAAAGAUUGUUUGAGUUGGUUAAAUGUACAUAAGAUUCUUUUAUUCGCCAAUAAUUUUCUUUUUAUGUUUAAAAUAUUGCCUGGAGUCAUGCUAUAGUACAUGUUGAAAUGUUACUGGAUCUGUAGUAACUAUUGGAUUGGUUUGCAUUGAUUA
This is a messenger RNA of Pistacia vera, 1029 nucleotides long. RefSeq lists its product as uncharacterized. The record is from RefSeq and is a predicted model, not a curated record. The transcript is spliced from 4 exons. Bases 104 to 733 code for a protein of 209 amino acids. Lineage: Eukaryota; Viridiplantae; Streptophyta; Magnoliopsida; Sapindales; Anacardiaceae.